This is a messenger RNA of Phialemonium atrogriseum, 1044 nucleotides long. Its product is annotated as ADP-ribosylation factor-like protein 8B. Gene Ontology annotation, biological process: protein transport. Gene Ontology annotation, molecular function: GTPase activity; GTP binding. Gene Ontology annotation, cellular component: lysosomal membrane. Bases 175 to 780 code for a protein of 201 amino acids. Lineage: Eukaryota; Fungi; Ascomycota; Sordariomycetes; Cephalothecales; Cephalothecaceae. The transcript is spliced from 3 exons. The record is from RefSeq and is a predicted model, not a curated record.
ACCCCACCUGUCUCGUCCUACACCGUCUUUCUUGCUCUCUCUGUCGACCCAAACCCUGCGCGACUUUCCUUCCCUGGCCUCUGGGCCCCCUGAAAGCUUCACACCUGCAAACGCUGCCCCCAGCUGCCGGAAUCAAAAAGGGAAUAGCCAUGGCAGGACUGUUUCGGAAAGUGUAUGACUGGUUGCUUCGGACAUUCUGGUGAGUACGCUAGGGACUUGCUGCUCGCAGCUGACCCAUGUUGCUGGCCUGCCCUGUAUGUACUGACCUGGAGCGAAAGGGCGACGGAGAUGGACGUGACCAUGAUUGGGCUCCAGAAUGCCGGCAAGACGUCCCUCUUGCGCGUGCUCUCGGGAGGCGAGUUCACGAUCGACUCCAUCCCAACCGUCGGGUUCAAUAUGAAGCGGGUACAACGAGGGCAUGUGACCCUGAAGUGCUGGGAUUUGGGUGGCCAGCCUCGCUUUCGGCCGAUGUGGGAGCGGUAUUGCCGAGGAGUCAAUGCGAUCGUCUUCAUCAUUGAUAUCGCAGACAUGGCUGUCCUCCCAGCCGCCCGAGAGGAGCUCCAUUCCCUGAUGAGCCACCCGACCCUUGAAGGCAUCCCUCUUCUCGUUCUGGGGAACAAGUCAGACCUUCCUGACAAACUGAGCGUCGACGAGCUGAUUGAUACGAUGGACCUCAAGAAUAUCAGCCACAGAGAAGUGUCCUGUUACGGCAUCAGUGCCAAGGAAGAGACCAAUUUGGAUGCCGUCAUCCAAUGGUUGAUGAAGUUUGCCAACAGGUGAAGCUGGCGGUCUUGUUUUGGUUCCUUGCGGUAGAUGCGUGUUCCUCGACUCGGCAGUAUUUUGGUUAAGCAGUCCCAAGGGCAAAGUGUCGAGAUGAGCACCGCGAGCCUCUUUCGACGAUUUGACGGCGAUGUGCCACCUUCCAAUGUUAAAAAAGACGGAUGAACUUCUGGCCGGCGACGACCAUAUAUAAUCAACCUCUCGCGAGCUAUCAUCAGGUGGAUGGAAACACCUGCGACACCGUUAGCAUGUCCCAAAGCCCUC